Molecule: messenger RNA, 2452 nt
Organism: Sander lucioperca (pikeperch)
Lineage: Eukaryota; Metazoa; Chordata; Actinopteri; Perciformes; Percidae
Gene: cdk2
Product: cyclin-dependent kinase 2
Exons: 7
Coding region: 616-1512 (298 amino acids)
Biological process (GO): regulation of gene expression; regulation of G2/M transition of mitotic cell cycle; protein phosphorylation
Cellular component (GO): cyclin-dependent protein kinase holoenzyme complex; cytoplasm; nucleus
Molecular function (GO): cyclin binding; ATP binding; cyclin-dependent protein serine/threonine kinase activity
Source: RefSeq, a predicted model, not a curated record
GUUGGAUGUUCGUUUCUUUUGUCGGUAAAAUACGACUCAAUUUCUCGACUUGCACCAACUGACAAUAAAACCAAGAUUUUAAACUCAACUCACAGUAUUUGGAGAAAACAAAUCAUUUUACGUACUUGUCUGCACCAGUGUUCCCUUCACAACGAGUCAAACGGAAGACGCUUUUGAGGAGUCUCUGAAAUACCACCCGGCUACAUGAGUCGGUGUGCUUUGAACACAAAAACGAACGCUCCCGAGGUAACGCGGGAAACGCUACUGUGUUGGUUCAGUGUUUUCCAGAGAAGAGCAACCGCCACGCUAAUCCACAUGUUUACGGAUAUUAUCAUUAUCAGUGCCAACAAAUGACCUGACCCCGACAGUCUUUAGCUGUUUCGCUCCGAUCUGAGAAAGUGGAACCUCGACAACACCGCUGCCCUCGGCAGGCUGUGGUGUAUCCGGACCGUUUGAACUAACGAGGAGCAGUUAAUUAUAUGUCGGUCCCCGCGCUGCUCGUUAACGUUUGUCUCUGUAGCCACCGAGCACUUGUUAGCUCACACACAAAGAGUGGAAUCUCGCUAACUAGCUAGCUAAACAACCAACAAACCUCCAGUUCUGUUGAUUUGAAAAAUGGAUACGUUUCAGAAGGUGGAAAAGAUAGGAGAAGGGACGUAUGGAGUGGUUUACAAAGCCAAGAACAAAGUCACCGGAGAAACUGUUGCGCUGAAAAAAAUCCGACUAGACACGGAAACAGAGGGUGUACCAAGCACUGCCAUCCGAGAGAUUUCACUUCUCAAAGAACUCAGUCACCCAAAUAUAGUCAAAUUGCGGGAUGUUAUCCACACCGAGAACAAGCUCUACCUUGUUUUUGAGUUCCUUCAUCAGGAUCUAAAAAAAUUUAUGGACUCCUUCACAGUCGCUGGUAUCCCACUGCCUUUGGUUAAGAGUUAUCUUUUCCAGCUGUUGCAAGGCCUGGCCUUCUGCCACUCUCACAGGGUUCUUCAUCGAGACCUGAAGCCCCAGAACCUCCUCAUCAACGCCCAGGGGGAGAUCAAGCUCGCUGACUUUGGCCUGGCAAGAGCCUUCGGGGUGCCCGUCCGCACAUACACACAUGAGGUGGUAACACUUUGGUACAGAGCACCAGAAAUCCUCCUGGGCUGUAAAUACUACUCCACAGCUGUCGACAUCUGGAGUCUGGGUUGCAUCUUUGCUGAAAUGCUCACCAAGAGGGCCUUGUUCCCCGGCGACUCUGAGAUCGAUCAGUUAUUCCGAAUCUUCCGCACCUUGGGCACACCUGAUGAGACUGUCUGGCCUGGAGUCACAUCAAUGCCCGACUACAAACCAUCUUUCCCCAAGUGGGCCCGGCAGGAAUUAUCUAAAGUGGUGCCGAUUCUUGAUGAGGAUGGAAGAGAACUGCUUGGAGAAAUGCUGAAUUAUGAUCCAAACAAAAGGUUAUCUGCCAAAAACGCCCUCGCACAUCGAUACUUCCGCGACGUCACCAUGCCAGUUCCUCAUCUGAGACUCUGAGUCAAGCAAAAUAUCAGUCCAUUAUUAACGCCAACAAUGUCUAAGCAAUAAGGACCUGCUCGCUUCAUAGCCACGGCUGGAAUGGACAGAAAAUGUGGACACUACAGGAUAUGUUGGAUCCUUCAAAGGAUAUUUGUUAAUACCUAAAACCAGCUUUCUAGAUGACAGACAUCCCGAGAGGUUUGCUGUUUUUUCAGCCAUGAUGUUAUAAUAGUUAUAAAUGCUAAACUGUAAUUUUCAAUAUCAAUAUCAUUUUGCAUAUUUGUGUACAACUGCCAUUUUUGAUGCUAAUGUUAUUUGUGAUUGGGAUGGUCCUGUGACUGAGUGCAGGUCAGGUAGACUCAUUCUAGUUAUCUGCCAUUACCCAAUCUGCCAAUACAGCCUUUUCCUAAUUUAAAUGGUAUGUUGGCUUUAGGAAGUCCAAAUUCAAAUAGUCAGUUAGUUAGAAUUAAAUAUGAUUGAAUAAGUGUGUGGGAUAGUGCCAAUAACAAAUGUCAUGCUUUGUUGACUGAGCAGCAGCUGAAUGAAAGAGGUAGGGGACAGUUGUCACACAACGAACGUCAGCUAACAACAGUUUGUGCUAAAAGAACAUGAGACUACGGUUGUGUUCUUUUAGGUUGAUUUUCUUGCACUUAAAUUCUAUUUUUGGGUUUAAAGUAUCUUGAAGUGGUUUUAUAACGGCACCUUUAGUUUAACACACAAACAUGUUUAUUGGUCGUUCAGAUUUGUUGGCAGGAUUACUCCCCCAGACUGAAGUUCUCAGAGCUUUGUACAUACAGUUGUGAAAUACAAAUUAUCCCUGUUGUAAUUCAGAUUUUACGGAAUUUAAAGUGCUGUUGCAUCUUUCUUACUCUAGAUUUUAUUCAAACGUUAUGAACCGUUUUUAUGGAUAUUGUUUAUUUACAGUUUGAAAAAAAUAAACUUGUUUAAACAACUGUUA